AUGCUCAGUCUUAUCGUUACUUGUUUGGUUCUUCCCUUGAUAUGUUACAAACUUGUCAUAUCGUAUAUUCAGUCACGUGAGGAUGAACGGUUUGCUGCAUCAAAGGGAUGCAAGCCGCCUCGAAAAUGGAGUGCAAAAUGGCCACUGGGAAUUGACAUGCUUGCAAAAGCAGUUCGCUAUGAAAAAAGGCAGCAAAUACUCCAACUCUUCCUCGACGAGGUUGCAGCUUCGGGAAACACUUUCGAACAGAACCUCCUUUUUGCCCGAGGAAUAGACACAGUUGAACCCCAGAACAUUGAGGCCGUCCUCUCCACGCAAUUCACUGACUUUGGUCUCGGAUUGAGGCCUCCAACCUUCGCACCUUUACUAGGCAGCGGCAUCUUCACCCAAGAUGGGUCGCAAUGGAAACACUCACGUGAACUUUUACGUCCCCAAUUCAUGACCAACCGAUUCCGUAAUUUUGAACAAAUCAAACAUGCUGUGAACAACCUCAUUUCGAGCGUACCUAACUCCGGAGUCGUUGACCUGCAGCCCCUCUUCUUUCGUCUCACCUUCGAAACAACCCUCUUCCUAUUAUUUGGACAUUACCUACCAUCUUUGCGGUCUGAAGGCAUCACAGGACAGGAAUCUGAAUUCGCAAACGCUUUCAACCUAGGACAGGACUACCUCGCUCAGCGAGGGCGGCUAGGUGAUCUAUACUGGCUUUAUGGAGGCCGAGAGUUUAGGAACGCCUGUAAAUUGUGCCAUGAUUUUAUAGAUAAUGCUGUUCAAAAGGCGCUUGAGCAUUCCUCCCGCGAAAAGAAAGCAUCGGAAGAAGAAAAGGAUACGUAUGUGUUUAUCGAUGCUCUUGUUCAAGAAACCCGUGAACCUAGUGUCCUAAGGGAUCAGUGUCUGAAUAUCCUCCUGGCUGGAAGGGACACUACGGCUUGUUGUCUCACAUGGACUCUCCGUCUGCUGAUCCAGCACCCAGAAGUUCUAUCUAAACUUCGUGAUGAAGUCAGUGAUAUAAUCGGCAUCGGCCCAGAUGCGCCAGAUCCCACAAUUAGCCAGGUUAAGAAACUAUCAUACCUGUCGCUGGUCAUUAAGGAAGUUCUUCGCCUGUAUCCAUCCGUUCCCGUAAACUCUCGUGCGGCUGUAAAGACAACCACUCUCCCAACUGGCGGUGGUCCGGAUGGUUCAGCUCCACUUCUAGUCCGGCGAGGUGAAGCCGUUGGGUACUGUGUCUAUGCUAUGCACCGCCGUAAAGACAUCUAUGGACCCGAUGCUGAUUGUUUCCGACCCGAACGCUGGGAGAAUGAUGCACUCAAGGAUGUAGGUUAUGGCUAUUUGCCCUUUAAUGGAGGGCCACGGAUAUGUCUAGGCCAAGAGUUUGCGCUAUUGGAGGUAGGCUAUACGGUCGUUAGAUUAUUACAGACAUUUGAAACGAUUGAAAAGGCAGAAAAGAAGGCCCCAAGCGCACUGGGAGAAGAAAAGCAAACUCUGACAUUAGUCGUGUCCAGUGGUGAAGGCUGUUGGGUUAGCAUGAAAAAGAAAGCGACACAAGAGUGA
Messenger RNA from Nannizzia gypsea CBS 118893, 1548 nucleotides. RefSeq lists its product as hypothetical. The record is from RefSeq and is a predicted model, not a curated record. NCBI's taxonomy places the organism in Eukaryota, Fungi, Ascomycota, Eurotiomycetes, Onygenales, Arthrodermataceae. Gene Ontology annotation, molecular function: heme binding; iron ion binding; oxidoreductase activity, acting on paired donors, with incorporation or reduction of molecular oxygen, reduced flavin or flavoprotein as one donor, and incorporation of one atom of oxygen. The transcript is spliced from 5 exons. The coding region runs from base 1 to 1548 and encodes 515 amino acids.